AGCUACCGUAUACCCUUGACCGAUGAACGGUACCGUCUCUAUCGGGGAAGGUCGUCCUCUUCGACCGAGCGCGCAGCUUCGGGAGGGACGCACAUGGAGCGGUGAGGGAGGAAGGGGACACCCGCCUAGCCAGCCAGAUCAGCCGAAUCAACCCUGGCGAUCAAUGGGGUGACAGAUGUCGCAGCCAGAUCGCCCUCACAUCCAAAGCUACGAGCUGCCCCAAGUGCUAUAUAACGGCCAACAGCUCAGUGUCCUCAAGGUCACGGUGACUUGCGGUGGGUCUGAACGUUCCAGUAAAUGGGCGGCAGAGGCAUCUCUCAGCGCUGCUUCAGGUCUGAAUGCUUUUGCUCUAAAACACUCGGCGCACGUUAACGCUCUUUCUCGCUCCGCUUUCCUCCCAGCAGGCCUUGCGCGUUAUGCAAAGCAGAGCCUUCCCACUGGCGGGCUGCGGGGAGCUGCGCCGGCCGCCCUGCCUUGGGGGCGGCACUGGGAGGGCUCGGAGCGCUCGUCCCGCGCUCUGCGUGACACUGAGCCUCCCGCGGCCGGAGCUCUCCCGCCUCGCUCUGCGCUCCGAAGCCGCCGGCUCCUGGGCAGCGACCCCGGCUGA
Molecule: messenger RNA, 607 nt
Organism: Gallus gallus (chicken)
Lineage: Eukaryota; Metazoa; Chordata; Aves; Galliformes; Phasianidae
Exons: 1
Coding region: 176-607 (143 amino acids)
Source: RefSeq, a predicted model, not a curated record